AUACUUUACAAUUUAAAUAAUUAAUUUUUUGUAUAGUAUAAUCGGUCUUAUUAUAAAAUAAUGUAUUUUUUUGUUGUUUGGGGAGUUAUCAUUCUCGUAUCACAAGCGAUAUUAUCAAUCGAGAAUAAAAUGAGAUAACAGCGCUACUGGGAUCAAAGGAAUUAUAAUUAACUGUAACUAAAUAUAAUUUUAAUAUAAAAAAACAGGCUACGGAUAUAAAAUAGAUUUCCGAUGAUUUUCAUCAUUCAAUGCAUAUUUGUGUCGCGUAAUUCGAAAACUUGUUAUCAUUCUUGUGUCGCAUGCGAUAUUAUCGAUUCAGAAUGGAAUGAGACAACAUUUAUCUAUCUAAAGAAUUAAUAACAUCACAAUGUAUGCUCCUCCAAAUCAUUCAAUUUUUGUCUGAAACAUUUCUCUAAUGUUAUCAAAAAUAAUAUAUAAAUAUAUAUCUUUAGAAUUAACUUCAGAAACCUAAAUACUAUACAAUAAAAAUAAAAUAAUAAAACUAGGAGAAAAUACGUACAAUAUCCAUAUAAAAACAUAAAAACCUACCUAAUUUAAAUUAUACAUAUUCCUACAUGUGAAAAAUUACACGCAAAAUAACUCGAACAUGUUGGUUCCUUCGAAACGAAGCUUCCAUAUUUGAAACUCCACAAAGCACAAUUGAAAUUGUCCUCGAAUCGACGCCACGACUCGAUCUCGAUCGCGUUCACCAUUCAGUUGAAAUUCACGGCCUUCCUCUGUCAUGGCCGCGACUCUCCGGUGUGCCGGGGCUCGCAUCGCUAACCAUAACGAAUACACAGCGGAGGACGAAGAAGAGGAACGUAUCGCGGAACGCGGUGGAAAGGUCGGGGCACAUGGUGGCCAGCGACGCGGGUAUCGCGUGGCUCGUCCGCGAGGCAAUGGACGGCCGCGGAAGGAUCAAGCUUAGGAAGCUUUCACGCAGCCGUAUGUCGCGGGCCGCCGUUUCCGCUACCAAGCUGAAGCAGUGCGUCAGAAAACAGCCGGCUAAAAUAAGGAAAUGCAUGUGCCUGCCAUCCAAUUACGCCCUCGUUGAAUUCCCCUUGGUCUGGUCCGAGCUUAGAGCAAACCAACAACUGUGCGAUGGUGCAAUAAGGUGUGCCACAGGCCACGUUUUCCCGGUGCAUCGCGCUAUUUUAUCCGCGGUCAGCCCAUAUUUCAAGGCUCUCUUCACCAACAGCCUGAAAGGCGGGAAGACGGAAACCACGGAGGUCGCGAUUGAUUCGGUCCCCGGGAAAAUUUUCAGCCUGAUCCUCGAUUAUGCUUACACUGGCACAUGCAACGUGAACGCCGACAAUGUCGAACAACUUUUACCCCUCGCCGAUCAAUUCGAGGUCCUGGGUGUUGUUCAGCUCUGCUGCCAGUUUCUUUUGCAGGAGCUUCGCCCGGAAAAUUGCUUAGGAAUCUUCAAAUUCGCUCGUCACUAUUUCUGCCGCGACCUAGAAGAGAAGGGCCGGAAAUACAUUCGCCAUCAUUUUAAGCGGAUACUACAAGAGAGCCCGGAAUUCAAAGAGCUGACGAGCAAGGAACUUGAGGCGAUUCUACGUGACGACGAGUUGAACGUUAAAAACGAAGAAAUAGUUUUCGAGGCCGUUAAAACCUGGCUCGAGCAUAACGUCGAUGAAAGAAGGCCUUAUUUACCCAGGCUCUUGAAAUGUGUGCGCUACGGUUUGAUGAGCUACAACUUCUUCACGAACAAUGUUCUCACGUGGAAGAUUAUCGAGGAGGAUGAAUCAUGCCAGCAAGUACUAGCUCCCGCAAACCAAUACCUAAAAGAGCAGGAAGCGAAACAAGGGAGUGGCGAAAUUGAUUUGAACAAUCCCCUGGCUAAACCUCGUAUCCCUUACGAGAUCCUGUUCGCGAUCGGUGGCUGGAGUGCCGGUUCCCCGACGAAUUUUGUGGAAACCUACGACACGAGAGCUGACAGAUGGUUUCUAUCAGUGAGCACGGACGCGACACCGAGGGCCUACCACGGCCUGUGCACGUUGAACAAUUUGAUCUACAUGAUCGGCGGGUUCGACGGCAACCAGCACUUCAACACGGUCAGAUGCUUUGAUCCAGUGACGAGGGAGUGGCGUGAACGGGCGUGCAUGUAUCACGCGAGGUGUUACGUCAGCGUUUGCACCCACAGAGGAAAGAUAUACGCACUCGGCGGGUACAAUGGCCGCACCAGAAUGAGCUCAGGGGAAAGAUACGAACCGCAAAGGAACCAAUGGGAGAUGAUACCGCCGAUGCACAGGCAGAGAUCGGACGCGAGCGCUGCCGCCUUGCAGGACAAGAUUUACAUCGUCGGCGGUUUCAGCGGUCGUGAAGUUCUGAAUUCCGCGGAGGUAUUCGACGUGGAGACCAAUCAGUGGACCUACAUCCAUCCUAUGAUCAAUCCGCGGUCUGGUGUCUCUUUGGUCGCGUUUCGAGACAGCCUUUAUGCGUUGGGUGGCUUCAACGGCUUCAUCAGGCUUAGCUCUGGGGAGCGUUACAAUCCGAAUCAUUCGGAGGAUUGGCACGCGGUUCCAGAGAUGUUCAGCCCCCGCAGCAAUUUCGCCACGGUCAUUUUGGACGACAUGAUAUUCGUCGUUGGUGGAUUCAAUGGCUCGACAACGAUUGCAUACGCGGAAUGUUACGAUGCGGACAGCAAUGAAUGGUACGAUGCAUCACCGAUGAAUUUGAAUCGUAGUGCCUUGAGUGCAUGUGUAAUCUCUGGUCUCGCGAAUGCACGUGAAUAUUCUUAUCACGGCAAAGCGCGAGAUCUUGGUCAAGGUCAAGCUUCGUCAGAGAAUCAACAGAAAACCAUCCAGGGCGGAGAGGGUGCAGUGGAAACGAAUGCCAAUAUUUCCACCGAAGAAGAGGAGACGGUGAACUUCGAUGAACACGUUCAAAGGGAGGUGAUCCCUAUGAACGAGAUGGCUGAAAGUGUCGGCAAUUAUUUAGGAUAAUUCUACGACACUGUUCAGCGCGCGAGAUAGAAUUUUCAAAAUUUCAAAAAUAUAAAAAAAAACAGACAUUAUUUCGGAAGAUGAUUGUUUCACGAAUACGCAAGAUUUUUCUAUCGCCAUUUUAUUAAAAACACUAUGAAAAAUGGCAAAAAAAUUCAAUUAUAAUGUUUAACAUGUGUAAAAUAAAUAAUAGUUUCAGUUGAAAAAUAUUUCGAAGGAAAGUUACGUAUCUUUCAAGAAGAUGUGAAUAUUUUAGAAUAUACACGAUUAAACUAUUUUUUUUUUUUAAAUUUAGAAAAAUACAUCACUGCCCUAUCUUCUUGAAAUCGUUCAACUUUUAUCAGAAUAUUUUUCAUCGAUAAUUAUUAUUUAAAGGGAAAAAUCAAGAUAUAGAUGGACAAAUUGAACUGGAAAUUAAAACUUUCUGCUCGAAGAAAUGUUCAUAUGGCGAUGUAAAAUUCUGAAAUAUUCGUGAAGCAAAAGAAAAAGGAAAAAAAAGAAAAAAAAAAGUUUGAAAGAAAUAAAUUUAUAGGGAUAAAUAAAGGAAAAAAAAAUUAAUAGACAGGACCAGAGGCUUAGGAAAUAAAAACAUGGUAGGUAUACAGAAUUUAUCAAGUUAACCAUUUUUUUUAUAUCUAGUUUUACGAUAAAAAUUUGUCGCGUAAAGCCUUUACGCGGGUUUUAACGAAAAUUAGGUCUUUCAAUUUUUAAUCGAAAAUCGCAAUUUUGUAAGUGAUAUUAUUUUUCUGUUAAGCUAUUAUUUAUCUUUUUUUUUUUUUCAUUUUUUUUUGUCUUCUUUUUAUGGAGGACUUGCGCCUCGUGAAAUUUUUUUCAAGGUUUUCCUAUCCACGAGGAUCAUGGAUUUUAUCGAUUUUCGUAUUAGCGAAUAACUUAUGAAUUUUAUUGUGGCUUUGACAAAUUUUUUUUUUUCCUCUCGUUAAGACGUUUUUUUCCCCUAACCGAGAAGUGCGAUUCGAAAUAAAAGAUACACAUGCACGGUUGUUUCAAUUCUGGCGUGCCAGAAUUUUUUUGUUUCCCCCUUUUUUUUUUCCUCUUUCUUUUUGAUUAAUAAUUAGUCGAGUCUAAAUUGUUAUUUUUUGAUGUAUACGUUUUUUCUUGCCCCUGCACGUGUAUCUCAUAUAGCACGAUUAUUCUUUUUUGGACGAGAUCCUGUGCCUUGGUCUGUUAUUUUAAUCGAAUAAAAUUUAUACCGAUUAAGAACA
Apis mellifera (honey bee) is the source of this 4174-nucleotide messenger RNA. Its product is annotated as kelch-like protein 10. The transcript has 9 exons. The coding region runs from base 855 to 2951 and encodes 698 amino acids. The record is from RefSeq and is a predicted model, not a curated record. Gene Ontology annotation, molecular function: protein binding. Lineage: Eukaryota; Metazoa; Arthropoda; Insecta; Hymenoptera; Apidae.